This is a messenger RNA of Penaeus vannamei (Pacific white shrimp), 1792 nucleotides long. Lineage: Eukaryota; Metazoa; Arthropoda; Malacostraca; Decapoda; Penaeidae. The record is from RefSeq and is a predicted model, not a curated record.
AUGAGGAGGCGGCGCCCUUCAACACGCUGGGCGCGGCCCCGGCGCCUCCCGCCCUCACCCCUCCCCGUGCCCCAGGGUGGCGUGGCGCGACUCCGGCCGCGGCUCCAACUCCUCGGUGAGCGACUCGCCCAACCUGAGCCGCGAGAGCCGCGAGAGCCGCGACGAGAACGACGCCGAGGCCAGCGCCCCAGGGACGCCCGGGGGCGCCAGCGUCUCCGCCCCCGGCCACGACGGGGCGCCCACCUCCACCCUCCCUCCCCGGCCCCGCGCAGCCCCCACCCGUCGCCCUCGCCCAUAAACAGGAGCAGCAGCAGCAGCAGCAGCGGGGAACCUCGGCCAGCACAGCCUCUCCCUCGCCCACGUCAACGGCUUCCGCUCCAGGAGGGAGUCGGAGGCCUCCAAGAGCAGCGAGGACAAGCGCCAUCCUCGCCUCGGCAGAAAUCCCGGCGGCUCCAGGGACUCCAGAAGCUCCGGGAUUCUCGCGACUCCCUCGUGUCUCGCGACUCCUCGAUGCGGGAUGAGGUUACCAGCAGCAGCGUGGACGAGGUCUUCACGGACGAACGGCACGUCAACAGCAACAACAUCCAAGAUCAAAAGGAGAAGGAAGCCACGACAGGUCUGGGAUUAGUGGAAUUCUCGCUGUUGUACGAUUCCCACAACCAGGCGCUACACUGCACGGUACACUCUGCCAGGAACCUAAGACCAGCUGAUAGCGGCUCACAGGCAGAUCCCUACGUCAAGUUACACCUUCUUCCCGGUGCUAGUAAGUCGAACAAACUAAGGACACGAACGAUCCCGAAGACGGUGAACCCGGACUUUAACGAGACACUGACCUACUACGGCAUCUCUGACCAAGACAUGGCCAGGAAGACGCUGAGGCUCACCAUUUUGGACGAGGAUAGAUUUAGCUGCGACUUCCUCGGCGAAGCAAGAAUCGCGCUGAAGAAGGUGCGGCCUCACGAGACCAAGAGACUCAGAAUAAACUUGGAGAAGCGAGCCAUUCUGGCCGAGGACGAGGUCAAGGGAGAGACGGAGCGAGGGAAGGUCCUCCUCAGCCUCAAGUACGCGACGCAGAGGAACGCCCUCAUCGUGGGCAUCGUCCGCUGUGCCCACCUGCCCUCCAUGGACUCCAACGGCUUCUCGGAUCCCUACGUCAAAGUGCAGCUGAAACCGGACCCGACCCACAAGAAAUACCGGACGGCCGUUAAAUGGAAGAACCUGAAUCCGGAGUUCAAUGAGGAGUUUGUCUUCGAAGUCCGGAGGAACGAACUGCCCAAGAAACUUCUGGAUAUCCGGGUAUACGAUAAGGACGUGGGCAGGAGCGAUGACUUUAUUGGCGGCCUGCAACUCUCCCAAGACAGCACCGGCUCCGAAUUACGACACUGGUACGACGCCCUGCAAUACCCCGACCGCAGACACGACCGUUGGCAUCAGUUGCAACCCCUGAACGGAAAAUAAGUCUUAUUUAUUUAUUCAUUUUGCAAGAAUUUAUACAUAAGGAGAACCAUUAUGCAAUCGCCUGUGAAGGAAAUGGACCAGAGAGCGUUGUGGAUUGGUGCUGGGUGAAUUUUUUUUUUUUUUUUUUUUUUUUUGAGGGGAAACGAAGUCAAUCCUAUGCGUUGAGGGGAGUUCAAGGGACGUUUCGUAUGUAAUAGGAGAUCGGGAGAGAGAGAGAGAGAGAGAGAGAGAGAGAGAGAGAGAGAGAGAGAGAGAACCCUCAUACUUGGCUUCCACUCUAAUGGUCUGUUUCGUUAAGAGAUCACAAGAUGGACAAUCAACCGAAACAAGAAAG